AUGAAUCUCCCGUCAUUCAACAUUCCCAACAACAUCCCUCAAAUUCAAGUCCAGUCGUCCGUCAAUGACUCAAUCUCGCACUCUGACGCUUACCAUCAAGAAACAAUAUCUCACGAUACAAAUUCCAGAGGGAAGAAUGGAGCAAGCGUGAUUUUUGAUGAUAAUUUAAUUGUCGAAGAGAAUAAAGAGUCAAAAUGUGGGAAGAGGUUUUCGUGGAGUGGAGGGAAAGAAAGCUUUAAGAAAAAGUUUAGACGAAUUGGGUAUAACUUUCGAAAGUUUAUCAGAUUCGCUGGACCUGGAUAUCUUAUUGCUGUUGGUUAUCUUGAUCCUGGAAAUUGGGCGACUGAUCUGUCGGGCGGUUCGCAAUUUGGUUACUCGCUUUUGUUUAUUGUUUUUUGUUCUAAUUUGAUGGCAAUGCUUCUGCAGGGAUUGUCUGUAAAAUUGGGAAUUGUUACUGGUCUAGACCUUGCAAGUGCAUGCCGCAUGUAUUUUAACAAGUGGACGAAUUACAUUCUAUAUGUCCUCUGCGAGUUAGCCAUCAUCGCAUGUGAUCUCGCUGAAGUCAUCGGAAGCGCCAUUGCGUUGAACUUACUCUUUAAAAUACCUCUUCCUUGGGGCGUUGCAAUAACCGCAACAGACGUCAUGUUCCUUCUUCUUUUCUACAGAGACGACAGCUUGAAAGCCGCUCGCUUGUUAGAGACUUUGGUGAUGUUCCUUGUCGGUACGGUCGGGAUGUGUUUCAUCUUGGAAUUAGCAUACUCGAAACCAAAUUCUGUUGAUGUGCUACGAGGAUAUUUACCCAGCAGUGGCAUAUUCACCGAUACCGAGCAAUUAUACGUUGCAAUUGGUAUCAUUGGUGCUACGGUGAUGCCUCAUAAUAUCUAUCUACACUCUCACCUCGUAAAGGUACGCAAGAACAAAGAACAUAUAGACGGCUUCAAUGCCAUGAUUGAAAAAGAGGACAACGGGGAGACUCCCCCGACUACUGCCGAAGUAUUCAAGAAAGUCACUUAUUCAACCAUAAAAAUGUCGGUUCUGGACUCUUCGGUUGCCCUGACCUUUGCGUUAUUUGUCAAUUCGGCCAUUCUUAUUGUCGCUGCUGCAAACUUUUUCUAUUCCGACUCGCAGCAAGAAGUAGCCGAUUUGUUCGAUGCUCACCGAUUGUUAUCUCGCUAUCUUAGUCCAGCUGCCGGAAUAUUAUUUGCACUAGCACUGUUGAUUGCCGGACAGUCGUCCACUCUGACUGCUACAAUGGCCGGGCAGGUGGUUAUGGAAGGUUUCACCGGUUGGCGUAUUCGGCCGUGGUUGAGGAGAUUAAUCACACGCGGGCUGGCCAUUAUUCCCGCUAUGGCCAUUGCUAUCAUAAAAGGGCCUAGUGGACUGAAUAGUUUGCUUGUUGCGUCACAAGUAGCAUUGUCUAUUCAACUGCCAUUUGCUGUUAUUCCUCUCGUUUAUUUCACCGCCCAUCCAAAGGUAAUGAGGAUUGAUACUGAAAACGUCAGGAACAAGUUGCUGAGAGAUGGUAACGGAACGGAUAAUGAUAGAUCGGAUGAAAACAAUGGGCGGGACAAUAACAUGUCCGGUGAUAACAAGGACUCUGUCGUGGAUUUCCGUAAUCCUUUGUGGCUUACUAUUAUCGCUGGUAUAAUUAGUCUCAUAAUAUUAGGACUUGACUGCUAUCUCGUUGUUACUACUAUUAAAGAUGCGAUUGUGGGAGAGGAAAGUAUAGAAUAA
Paraglomus brasilianum is the source of this 1734-nucleotide messenger RNA. NCBI's taxonomy places the organism in Eukaryota, Fungi, Glomeromycota, Glomeromycetes, Paraglomerales, Paraglomeraceae. The record is from the annotation of a GenBank genome assembly.